CGAUAAGGUAGCAGUUGGGGAAAAGGUUUCUUCUGUGUGGGGCCCGUCGACAAGCGAAAGGUGGAAAUAUUUAUGGCAACAGAAAAACGAACAUGUCUGAAGAGAAUAAAGAUAUUCCGCAGCUCGAGCUGCAGGCAGUGAUUGGGUUUAACGGAUAUGUGUCCUCUGGCCUCAGGGUCCAUCCUGACAGAGAGCACCUUAUUUAUCCCCUGGGCUCCACUGUCAUCCUGAAGAGUCUCUCAAAUGGCAAGCAGGAGUUCCUGCAUGGACACACCAACUAUGUGUCUUGUGUCACAGUCUCCAAAAGUGGACGCUACGUUGCCUCCGGUCAAGUCACCUACAUGGGCUUCAAGGCAGAUGUGAUUAUUUGGGAUUUUGCUGCUAGAAAAAUCCAUGCCAGACUGCAGAUCCACAAAGCCAAAGUGGAAAGCCUUGCAUUCUCUCCAAACGACAUAUACCUUGUGUCCCUGGGAGGUCAGGAUGAUGGCAGCAUAGUCGUGUGGAACGUUGAGAGCAAAGAGGCCAUUUGCGGGAGUCCGGCGUCGCCUCACAUCGCCGGCCACUCUCUGACCAUUCAGUACUCCAACGCGAACGACAACAUCUUUGUGUCUGCCGGCAACGGCACCAUCCGUGUUUGGGAGCUCGAUCUUCCCAACAGGAAGAUACGUCCCACAGAAUGCCAGAUGGGGCAGCUGAAAAGGAUAGUCAGGUGUAUAGAGGUUCCCGAAGAUGACGAUUUCUUCUACUGUGGCACAAGCAGCGGCGAUAUUCUGAAAGUGAACCUCAAGACAAGGCUUCUGAACAGCUGCUGGCCGGUCAAACAGAAAUUCAGCAAGGGCGUGAACGUUCUGAAGGUGCUGAAGACAGGCGAUGUCUUGGUGGGCUCUGGAGAUGGGAUGUGCACCCUGUGCUCGGGAUCAAACUAUACAACCAUCAAGAAGGUGCAGCUGGAGGGAGGGGUCACAUCCAUCGCGCUGCGUGGGGAAGGGCACCAAUUCUUUGUUGGAACGGAGGUGGCCCAGAUCUAUCGCUUCAGCUACACAGACUUCAAGGAGGAGCUCAUCACCACGAGCCAUAACAGCGCCGUCACGGGCAUGUCCUUCCCCUUUGGCUCUUCUGAGCUCUUUGCCACCUGCUCCAAGGACGACAUCAGGGUAUGGCACACGGUCACGUCCAAGGAGCUGUUGCGCAUCAGGGUCCCUAACAUGACCUGCAAUGCUGUCGAGAUCAUGAUGGAUGGCAGGAGCAUCAUCAGCGCUUGGAAUGAUGGCAAAAUUCGGGUGUUCUCUCCCGAAAGCGGGCAGCUGAGCUCCGUGAUCCACAACGCCCAUAGCAUGAGUGUGACGGCCAUCGCCUGCGCCAGGGACUGCCAAAGGGUUGUCAGUGGGGGAGGAGAGGGGCAGGUGCGGCUAUGGGAGCUCCAGCCAGGGCUGCACAAGCUCAUCGCAACCAUGAAGGAGCACAAGGCCACAGUCACUUGCAUCAAGAUCAAGAGCAACGACAAAGAGUGCGUUACAACCAGCUCCGAUGGGGCAUGCAUCAUCUGGGACCUGGUCCGCUUUGUGAGGAAUCAGAUGGUCUUGGCCAACACUCUCUUCAGGACCGUCUGCUAUCAUCCCGAGGAGUACCAGAUCAUCACCAGUGGCACAGACAGAAAGAUUGGCUACUGGGAGGUGUACGAUGGAUCUGCCAUCAGAGAACUGGAGGGGUCCCUCUCCGGAGCCAUCAAUGGCAUGGACAUCUCCCACGACGGAAAUUACUUUGUCACAGGUGGUGAUGACAAGCUGAUGAAGGUGUGGGGCUACACUGAGGGAGAGGUGACGCACGUGGGCAUCGGACACAGCGGCAGCAUCACCAGCGUGCGCAUCUGCCCCAGCCGCAAAUACAUCGUGAGCACCAGCGCGGACGGCGCCGUGCUCAGGUGGAAAUACCCCCACCCCUCAUAGGACCACCUGGACAAGAUGAUGAUGAUCACACGCAGCGACUCGGUCCUCCUCGUCCACACGGUCACUCUCGAAUCGCAUAGGAGAGAAAGGCCCCUCCCGUUCUCCUGGAGUUGGGCUCGCCUUGGUUUAAAAUAAAUGCUCUCUUGCUCAAAGCUGACGGGGAUGUGGAAUUUUGCUUCUGGUGUGUUUCAGU
Molecule: messenger RNA, 2139 nt
Organism: Scleropages formosus (Asian bonytongue)
Lineage: Eukaryota; Metazoa; Chordata; Actinopteri; Osteoglossiformes; Osteoglossidae
Gene: cfap52
Product: cilia and flagella associated protein 52
Exons: 14
Coding region: 93-1946 (617 amino acids)
Molecular function (GO): protein binding
Source: RefSeq, a predicted model, not a curated record